GCGCGGCGUCAAGGCGGCUGCGCGCCUGCGCGAGGGCGGGCGGCGGGCGCGCGCGCAGCGGGGGCGGGCUCUGCCGAGCGCCAGGCUGCAGCGGCUGAGCUGGACGUGUCCGCGAAGAUGGCGGGCCGGAGUAUGCAAGCUGCAAGAUGUCCUACAGAUGAAUUAUCUUUAACUAACUGUGCAGUUGUGAAUGAAAAGGAUUUCCAGUCUGGCCAGCAUGUGGUUGUGAGGACCUCCCCCAACCACAGGUACACAUUUACACUGAGGACCCACCCAUCUGUGGUUCCAGGGAGCAUCGCAUUCAGCUUACCUCAGCGAAAAUGGGCUGGACUUUCUAUUGGGCAAGAAAUAGAAGUGUCUUUAUAUACAUUUGACAAAGCCAAACAGUGUAUCGGCACGAUGACCAUCGAGAUUGACUUCCUGCAGAAAAAAAGCAUCGACUCCAACCCUUAUGACACCGAUAAGAUGGCGGCAGAGUUCAUUCAGCAGUUCAACAACCAGGCCUUCUCAGUGGGGCAGCAGCUUGUGUUUAGCUUCAAUGAAAAACUUUUUGGCUUACUGGUAAAGGACAUUGAAGCCAUGGAUCCUAGCAUCCUGAAGGGAGAGCCUGCGACAGGUAAAAGACAGAAGAUUGAAGUAGGACUGGUUGUUGGAAACAGUCAAGUUGCAUUUGAAAAAGCAGAAAAUUCAUCACUCAAUCUUAUUGGCAAAGCCAAAACCAAGGAAAAUCGCCAGUCUAUCAUCAAUCCUGACUGGAACUUUGAAAAAAUGGGAAUAGGAGGUCUGGACAAGGAAUUUUCAGAUAUUUUUCGACGAGCAUUUGCUUCCCGAGUAUUUCCUCCAGAGAUUGUGGAACAGAUGGGUUGCAAACAUGUUAAAGGCAUCCUGUUAUAUGGGCCUCCAGGUUGUGGUAAGACUCUCUUGGCUCGACAGAUUGGCAAGAUGUUGAAUGCAAGAGAGCCCAAAGUGGUCAAUGGGCCGGAAAUCCUUAACAAAUACGUGGGAGAAUCAGAGGCUAACAUUCGUAAACUCUUUGCUGACGCUGAAGAGGAGCAAAGGAGGCUUGGUGCCAACAGUGGUUUGCACAUCAUCAUCUUUGAUGAAAUCGAUGCCAUCUGCAAGCAGAGAGGGAGCAUGGCUGGUAGCACAGGAGUUCACGACACCGUCGUCAACCAGUUGCUGUCCAAAAUUGAUGGGGUGGAGCAACUGAACAACAUCUUAGUCAUUGGAAUGACCAACAGACCAGAUCUGAUAGAUGAGGCUCUCCUUCGACCUGGAAGACUGGAAGUUAAAAUGGAGAUAGGCUUACCAGAUGAGAAGGGUCGGCUACAGAUCCUUCACAUCCACACAGCAAGGAUGAGAGGGCAUCAGCUACUCUCUGCUGACGUAGACAUUAAAGAACUGGCUGUAGAGACCAAGAACUUCAGCGGUGCUGAACUGGAGGGUCUGGUGCGAGCAGCACAGUCCACUGCUAUGAACAGACACAUAAAGGCCAGUACUAAAGUAGAAGUGGACAUGGAGAAAGCAGAGAGCCUGCAGGUGACGAGAGGGGACUUCCUUGCUUCUUUGGAGAAUGAUAUCAAACCAGCAUUUGGCACAAACCAAGAGGACUAUGCAAGUUACAUUAUGAAUGGUAUCAUCAAAUGGGGUGAUCCAGUUACUCGAGUUCUAGAAGAUGGGGAGCUGCUGGUUCAACAGACUAAAAACAGUGACCGCACACCAUUGGUUAGCGUCCUUUUGGAAGGCCCUCCUCACAGUGGGAAGACAGCUUUAGCUGCAAAGAUUGCUGAGGAAUCCAACUUCCCCUUCAUCAAGAUCUGUUCUCCUGAUAAGAUGAUUGGCUUUUCUGAGACAGCCAAGUGUCAGGCCAUGAAGAAGAUCUUUGAUGAUGCAUACAAAUCGCAGCUCAGCUGUGUAGUUGUGGAUGACAUUGAAAGACUACUCGAUUAUGUCCCUAUUGGCCCUCGCUUUUCUAACCUGGUAUUACAGGCUCUUCUUGUGUUACUGAAAAAGGCGCCUCCUCAGGGUCGCAAGCUUCUCAUCAUUGGGACCACUAGCCGCAAAGAUGUCCUCCAGGAGAUGGAAAUGCUUAACGCUUUCAGCACCACCAUCCAUGUGCCCAACAUUGCCACAGGAGAGCAGCUGCUGGAGGCUUUGGAGCUAUUGGGCAACUUUAAGGACAAGGAACGCACCACAAUUGCACAGCAAGUCAAAGGGAGGAAGGUCUGGAUAGGAAUCAAGAAGUUACUAAUGUUGAUCGAGAUGUCCCUACAGAUGGAUCCUGAAUACCGUGUGAGAAAAUUCUUGGCCCUUUUAAGAGAAGAAGGAGCUAGCCCCCUCGACUUUGAAAAUGAAAUAUUUUCAAACACAAAGUGACCAAGGUGAAGAUGGCCUGGGAUCUUCACUCAACUUACUCAAGAUACUGGACAAAGUGAAAUGUUCCCUACCUUCAACACAUGCUCACUCUGCAUGAUUAGUGCAAUAAAACUCCCUUCCUUGUGCUUAUUGA
Camelus dromedarius (Arabian camel) is the source of this 2509-nucleotide messenger RNA. RefSeq names its product N-ethylmaleimide sensitive factor, vesicle fusing ATPase (gene NSF). The coding region runs from base 118 to 2376 and encodes 752 amino acids. Gene Ontology annotation, biological process: SNARE complex disassembly; Golgi to plasma membrane protein transport; intra-Golgi vesicle-mediated transport. Gene Ontology annotation, cellular component: Golgi stack. Gene Ontology annotation, molecular function: ATP binding; ATP hydrolysis activity. NCBI's taxonomy places the organism in Eukaryota, Metazoa, Chordata, Mammalia, Artiodactyla, Camelidae. The record is from RefSeq and is a predicted model, not a curated record. The transcript has 21 exons.